AUGGCUUCCUCGCCCACAAUCGCCGUGAUCGGCUCCCUGAACGUCGACCUCGUCAGCCGUGUCCCACGCCUCCCCGCCGCUGGAGAGACUCUGACAGCCUCGUCCUUCGACAUCGGCUCCGGCGGGAAAGGCGCGAACCAGGCCGUUGCGUGUGCAAGGCUAUCUCAGCGCCGGCAGGAGGAUGGUCGGCCUCCGCGGAAGGUUGCUGGAAUGCAAGUGCGGAUGAUCGGGGCGGUGGGGCAGGAUCAGUUUGCGGGCGAUCUGCUAAAGGGACUGGAAAGAGAUGGGGUUGAUGUUGGAAGCGUGAGGAGGCUGGCAGGCCAGAAGACGGGCGUGUCAGUUAUUAUCGUUGAGGAGAAGAGUGGCGAGAACAGAAUCAUGUUCUCGCCAAAUGCAAACUAUUCGUUUUCAGGGAAGGACAACCUCGUGCCGGAUGAUGCGUCGGUGGUCGUGUUUCAGCUAGAGUUUCCGAUCGAGGCUGUCCUCCACAACAUCAAAGUGGCCAAAGCGAAGGGUAAACAGGUAAUACUCAACCCUGCGCCCGCCGUCCCCCUCCCCGACGAAGCCUACCGCAACCUCGACCAUCUGAUCAUGAACGAGACCGAAGCCGCCAUCCUCUCAGGCCGAGACUCAGCAUCCGUGGACGCCAAUACAGACUGGACGGCCGUGGCAUCCGAUUUUCUCGACCGCGGCGUCAGGAACGUGGUCAUCACGCUCGGGGCUCAGGGCGUCUUCUACCAAACCGCCGCCCGCCGCACCAGCAAUCUUCCUGGCAAACGCGCCGCGGCUCGCAAGGUUGAGAGUGUGGUCGACACAACUGCCGCGGGCGACACGUUCGUCGGCGCGUACGCGGUGCAGGUUGCGAAUCCCGCGAAGCGGUCAUAUUCCUUCAGGGGGUUUGACAUCGACGAUGCAAUUGGGUUUGCGGUUGGGGCGGCUGCGGUUACGGUGCAGAGAACGGGGGCGCAGAGCUCGAUUCCUUGGCUUGAUGAGUUAUGA
This is a messenger RNA of Coniosporium apollinis CBS 100218, 999 nucleotides long. RefSeq lists its product as uncharacterized. Lineage: Eukaryota; Fungi; Ascomycota; Dothideomycetes. The coding region runs from base 1 to 999 and encodes 332 amino acids. The transcript is spliced from 4 exons. The record is from RefSeq and is a predicted model, not a curated record. Gene Ontology annotation, biological process: D-ribose metabolic process. Gene Ontology annotation, molecular function: ribokinase activity.